AUGGAUCCGAAGGCUCAUAACACGGUGCUGUACGUGCGCGCUGAGGAUAUUUUGGACGAUACGGAUGCGAUGCCGGCCUCGGUCCUCGAUGACAUCCGCUGCCACACGCGCUUCAUCUGGUGGUCGCUGCUCUUCCUCAACGGCAGCUGCCUCUGGGCGUACUACUCGUGCUUGUCGGCGCAGACGUACUACGCCGCGCGCUUUGUCAACACGACGUUGCGCUUCGAGUACCUCACGACACCGAUCUCGACGUGGCCCAUGUUUCUCGGGCACUUGGUGCAAGUGCUGCUCGGGCUCGACUCGAAGCUCGGAGUGCUCUGGCGCGUCCGCGUCGGGUACACGCUCUACCUUCUCUCGGCGGUCGCGAUCGUCCUCCAGGACGUCUGCAACGUAUCGCCCGAGGUCGGCGGCCGCAUCGUCUUGGUUGCGUUCGGCACGGUCGGCUUCGCCAACUCGCUCACGGAAGCGACGUUCUAUGCGCUCUCGGCGCUCUUCCCGGAAGCCAUCUUCACGAACGCGAUGCAGCUCGGCAAUGGCACCUCGGGUAUCCUCAACAUUUCGCUCAACACGCUCAUCCAGCUGUGCGUCGGCGGCCUCGACCCGCCGCCGACGGCGCUCCACGAGAUCCAGCAAGUGUCGUUCUACAUCUUCUUUAGCAUCUUCAUGCUCGUCUGCGUACUCGCGCUUGUCGUCUACCACGAGCUGCUGCGCAUCCCGUCGCUCAUCUACUUGGUCGCGCGGACGCACGCGACGACGGCGGUCCGGCGCGAAGCGCUGCCGGCGACGUGGGCUCGUCUCUGGCGCAUUACGCACGUGCUCUGGCUGCCGCUCGUGAGCCAGUGCCUCAUCUUCGUCGUCUCGCUCGUGAGCUUCCCCGGCAUUGGCAUCUCGUCCGGGUACCAGCUCGCGAACGGCGCGAGCUGGGCCAACUGGUACGUCAAUGGCGUCUUGCUGAGCUACAACUACGGCGACUUUGCCGGCCGCAUGGUCGCGCCCAAGCUCUACCCGUUCUUUACGCUGCACUCGUGCUUUUACUGGACGAUCGCGCGCAGCUUGUUGUUUCUCGCGCUCCUCGCGGGGCUGCCAGGCAGCGGCCGCAACCCGCUGUUCUUGCUCGAGGAGGCGCGCGCCUUGAACGUGGUGUGGCAGCUACUGGUGAAUCUGCUCCUCGGCCUCUCGACUGGCGUGCUCAGCACGAUCACGAUCGGUCUCGGCCCGCGCUUGCUGCCGCAGGAAGACCGCGAGUCGGCCGGCGCCGUCAUGUGUCUCGGCCUCCUUCUCGGGAUCUCGUCCGGUGCGAGCAUCGGCCUUGAGAUUGGCCAGCGCCAUUGGCUCGGCGCCUAG
Molecule: messenger RNA, 1344 nt
Organism: Saprolegnia parasitica CBS 223.65
Lineage: Eukaryota; Oomycota; Saprolegniomycetes; Saprolegniales; Saprolegniaceae
Exons: 1
Coding region: 1-1344 (447 amino acids)
Biological process (GO): nucleoside transmembrane transport
Cellular component (GO): plasma membrane
Molecular function (GO): nucleoside transmembrane transporter activity
Source: RefSeq, a predicted model, not a curated record